UAGAUGCCGCGUCCAAGUAACGCUUAAUAGCAGUACUUAUAUGAAAGAAAAUUUGUAGUUCUCUCGUCUUUCUUAAGCUCAGCCAACCACUGAGCAGUGAGCAAAACACAACAAGAAGAAGAAGAAUUAUUAAUACUUGGGAUCAAAUUCUGAAGACCAUUUGUUAUUCCACAAGCAGCAAAAAUGGACGGUUACAACAAUGAUACAACGGAUAGAGGGCUGUUCUCGUCAGGCAUGGGAUAUGGAGCUGGACAUCAUAGUCAUGGAUAUGGUGCACAUAAUCCUUCAUAUGGAUAUCCAUCUCAAGGAUACCCGCCUGCUGGCGGAUAUCCGCCUUCAAGUUACCCUCAUUCCGGGUAUUCUCACCAUGGAGGAGCUUACGCUUCUUCAGCUGGUUAUCCUUACGGUUCUUCACACCAUGCAGGCCAUGGUGGCGGACUCUUAGCUGGAGGUGCUGCAGCCGCGGCGGCCGCAUAUGGAGUGAACCAUCUCUCGCACGGACAUCAUAAUUCUCAUGGACAUGGUAUGUAUGGUGGUGGUGGCUAUGGUCAUCAUGGAAAGUUCAACCAUGGAAAGUUUGGCAAUCAUCAUGCUGGCCUCUAUGGUGGUGGAUCCAAGUUCAAGAAAUGGAAGUGAAGAGUUUUUAAUUAAUAUCAUCAUCAAACUCUUCUAUGGAAUGGAUGGAUUAUACUGUAUUUUAGAAGAGUAAUAUGCAGGUUUAUGUUUUAACUUUUAAGUAUGUCGACUUCUGGUUUGUGAACAAAUGGGCCAUCCAGUACUAAUAAGCCCUUAUUUUGCUGGUUUAUAAACAUUUCCAACUUUUAUAUGUAAGUUUAGUUCAUACCAACUUUUUACAUGUAACGUCGAUGUUGCAGUUGAGUAUAGAUGGUUUGAUUUCGAGAUA
Molecule: messenger RNA, 904 nt
Organism: Beta vulgaris subsp. vulgaris (sugar beet)
Lineage: Eukaryota; Viridiplantae; Streptophyta; Magnoliopsida; Caryophyllales; Amaranthaceae
Product: glycine-rich protein A3
Exons: 3
Coding region: 184-636 (150 amino acids)
Source: RefSeq, a predicted model, not a curated record